UCAACUAGCUGCGGAGCUGCAAGAGCUUUUCGACUCGCUUCUGUUUUUGAGAGAUAAACACUGGGAAUGGGAUUGCUAACAAUUCUAAAGAAGAUGAGACAGAAGGAGAAGGAGAUGCGACUCCUCAUGCUAGGGUUGGAUAAUGCAGGGAAGACCACUAUUCUGAAGAAAUUCAAUGGAGAAGAUAUCAACACAAUAUCUCCUACCCUUGGCUUUAACAUCAAGACAUUGGAACAUAAAGGGUUCAAAUUGAACAUAUGGGAUGUAGGCGGUCAGAAGUCUCUUCGUUCAUACUGGAGGAACUACUUUGAGAGUACCGAUGGAUUGGUGUGGGUAGUAGAUAGUGCUGAUAGGAGAAGAUUGAUGGACUGUAAACAAGAGUUACAUUCUCUUCUCUUGGAGGAGAGGUUGAAUGGUGCAACAUUGAUAGUCUUUGCUAACAAACAGGACUUACCUGGUGCUCUCUCUGCUGAUGAGAUCAGAGAGGCUUUAGAACUUGAUAAUAUCAAGACACAUCAUUGGUUGAUUCUUGGAUGCAGCGCAGUAACGGGUGAAAAUCUUCUCUAUGGUGUCAACUGGUUGGUAGAUGAUAUUGCUUCCAGACUCUUCACAAUGGACUGAUAAUGUAUUUAUUGGUUUUCUGGAUGUGUUCACACAUGGACUCUGAAGGAGACCAGCAGCUUUACGAUCUUUCCUGCAUUCUGCAGCUUUGUGAUCUCCUGGCCCCAAGAUGCUUCAAACUAUCAGCACAAGUACUACUGUAUGGGCUUCAGGUUUGUGCUACUGGUUCUACAAAUUUGCAGGCAUGUCCUACGAGCACUACAUGCUACAAGGCCUCUGCUCUGUUUCAUAAAAUUGCAUGAAAUUAUAUGAAUUUCUGACAAAUUUUCUCUCGACCAACUGAAUUGCACCAUUUCAGUAGCUUAUAGAAAGUGUGGCCCAUGAUAUCAUAAGGCUUAGUGAUCGAUCGUAGGGUCGAUUUAUACGAUUGAUUACACUGUGUAUGAUCAAUUGCAAAAUCACCCUACGAUCAAUGGCCAAAGCUUUAUGUAACAUCCUUGUCAUUAACAAUGAGUUUUAUGAAACAGGAUCCAGGUCUAUCAUGAACAGCUCAUUUAUCUGCUGUCGAGGAAUGACCAUGCUGCGAGUAAAGAAAGUGAAAGUAAAUGAGAAAAAUCAUAGCAAUCAAUGGGUGUUAGUAAUAGUUAUUGU
This is a messenger RNA of Lytechinus variegatus (green sea urchin), 1212 nucleotides long. RefSeq names its product ADP-ribosylation factor-like protein 2. Gene Ontology annotation, molecular function: GTP binding; GTPase activity. Gene Ontology annotation, biological process: protein folding. The record is from RefSeq and is a predicted model, not a curated record. Gene Ontology annotation, cellular component: microtubule cytoskeleton; cytoplasm. Bases 67 to 621 code for a protein of 184 amino acids. NCBI's taxonomy places the organism in Eukaryota, Metazoa, Echinodermata, Echinoidea, Temnopleuroida, Toxopneustidae. The transcript has 6 exons.